AUGACCAAAAGAAACAAUAAACGCCCGCCGCCACCAAAACGUCAAAGAAUUGAAGCAGAGAAUAAUCAGAAUGCAGAGAACAAUACAAAUGAUCAACAUCCAUUGACGCUUCAAAAGAUGUACGAUACGUGUCAAGAAGUGCUGGAAAAACAGAAAAAUCUCGAAAAAAUCCAUGAAAAUAUGCUCAAAGAGGUUCUGGAGAAGCAGAAAGUUUUCGUCGAUAAGCUUUGUUCCGUCGAAAACGAGCUUCAAUUGAUUCGAGACGACUUGAAGCCAAGAAUAGUGAAAGCAGCAGUUCCGGUAAAAAGGGAUGAUGAAGAUGAAACAGAUUCAGAAUCUGAUAACGAGAGUGAUACCAUGCCGACUACUGGAAAAAACUUCGUUUUAAAACAUGUCUUUAAGAAUGUCUCGAAUAUGAAGGAAGAUGAACAUCGGUUGUCAGAAGCGGAAGAGUACUAUGGAGUUAAAUGGAGAAUGGGUGUGCGCCGAACGAAAGAACAUCUUGAGUUUUAUUUGCACUGUCCGAAAUUGAUAGACACUGCGAAUUGGACAAUCGAAAUUCAGCAAAAGGGUGUAUUCAUUUCGAAUCGAGUGGAAAACACAGUGAAAAAAGGCAAACAAAUAUUUAACAACAAAUCUCCCGCUUGGGGAUGGCCAGGAUUCAUUGCAUGGGAUGUAUUGGAGAAGAACUUACUUGUCGAUGACCAAUUGACUGCUGAAAUGCACGUGAAAAUCAAGAAAACAACUGGUAUUUAUAAAGAUCAUCUGAGAAGUUUCGACAAGACAAUGGAAGAAUUCUCAGAUGUUGUAUUAGUUGUCAAUGAAGAGAAAUUCUACGUCUCAAAAUUAUAUUUGGCUGCUCACUCACCCUAUUUCAAGGUCUUGUUUUUGGGAAAUUUCAACGAUUCGAAGAAAUCUGAAAUCAAAUUGAAUGGAAUCGAUGCAGAUGAUUUCCAGAACUAUCUGGAAUUGCUUUAUGGAGAACAUCCGAUUGAUGAAUUCACAGUAGAAGGAAUGCUCAUGGUGGCUGAUAUGUACGAUACUCCAAUGGUAAUCCGCAAAUGCGAGCAGUUUCUACUCAAGGAAUCAAAGAAAAAGUUAAAGAAGAAGUUAGAAUUGUCUACUCGAUACAAUUUGGAAGCACUCAAGAAGAAGUGCCUCGCUGAAAUCAAAUCUAUUGGCGAUCUUCAAGCUGUUUUGCCAGGGAAUGUGCAAGAUUUGGACAAAUCUAUAAUGGGCGAACUACUUGAAAAAUCGAUUUCACUUCAUAAUUGA
Molecule: messenger RNA, 1275 nt
Organism: Caenorhabditis remanei
Lineage: Eukaryota; Metazoa; Nematoda; Chromadorea; Rhabditida; Rhabditidae
Exons: 7
Coding region: 1-1275 (424 amino acids)
Molecular function (GO): protein binding
Source: RefSeq, a predicted model, not a curated record